This is a messenger RNA of Coturnix japonica (Japanese quail), 2021 nucleotides long. It is a transcript of the gene TFAP2D, whose product is annotated as transcription factor AP-2 delta. NCBI's taxonomy places the organism in Eukaryota, Metazoa, Chordata, Aves, Galliformes, Phasianidae. Gene Ontology annotation, molecular function: DNA-binding transcription factor activity, RNA polymerase II-specific; RNA polymerase II transcription regulatory region sequence-specific DNA binding. Gene Ontology annotation, biological process: regulation of transcription by RNA polymerase II; anatomical structure development; regulation of cell population proliferation. The record is from RefSeq and is a predicted model, not a curated record. Gene Ontology annotation, cellular component: nucleus.
GGAAGAAGGGAAGGAAGGAAGGAAGAAAGGAAGGCGAGCAGGCGGCAAAGCUUUCUUUACGCUGUAACAUAGGGACGGGACUUGUGUGUGUACUCGGUAGUUUCUGCUGUUUGAUGAGUUUUUUGUGCGUGUGUGUCAGCCCCAGAUAUUACAGCUGUGAUCAGGAGGUGGAUGGAUGGAUGGAUGGAUGGAUGGAUGGAUGGAUGGAUGGAUGGAUGGAUGGAUGGAUAGAGGGGUGGAUGGACACACAGAUCUUUUUUAUUUCAGCGCGCGGAUCCCGUUCUCGUGGCGGUAUUAAGGGCAGGUUGGGCUGUUUCUAGUCUUUUGAACAGACCUUUAUGGCACCAGCCCAAGGUAGGAACGGAUCUUUUGUUGCUGGGGUUGCAGCUUGCAGGCUGAGACGCUUCUGCAGGGGGAGAAGCUAUGCAGGACAGCGUGCUUGGAAGAACCGCAGCCGGGGUUUUAAAUGACAAACCUCCAGUUUUGGGGUCUUCUUUUCACUUCUUCCUUUCAGAUACGUCAUGACGGAUCAAACAGUUACCGUUUGAUGCAGCUUGGAUGCCUGGAGUCCGUGGCCAACUCGACCGUCGCCUAUUCCUCCUCGUCUCCUCUCACUUACUCUACCACGGGCACCGAGUUCGCCACCCCGUACUUCUCCACUAACCACCAGUACACCCCACUGCACCACCAGUCCUUCCACUACGAGUUCCAACACAGCCACCCGGCAGUCAACCCCGACGCUUACUCCUUGAACUCUCUCCAUCACUCCCAGCAAUACUACCAGCAGAUCCACCAUGGGGAACCCACUGAUUUUAUCAACCUGCACAAUGCGCGGGCGCUCAAGUCCUCCUGUUUGGACGAGCAGAGGAGAGAGUUGGGGUGCUUAGAUGCUUACCGCCGCCACGACCUGUCUCUUAUGAGCCAUGGGUCCCAAUAUGGGAUGCAUCCAGAUCAAAGACUCCUGCCAGGACCAAGCCUCGGGCUUGCAGCCUCGGGAGCAGACGAUUUGCAGAGCUCAGUGGAGGCCCAGUGUGGACUUGUACUGAACGGACAAGGUGGUGUGAUAAGAAGAGGUGGUACCUGCGUUGUUAACCCCACUGACCUGUUCUGCUCUGUACCUGGUCGCUUGUCUCUACUCAGCUCCACUUCAAAGUACAAAGUGACCAUUGCAGAGGUGAAGAGACGCCUUUCACCGCCAGAAUGCCUCAACGCUUCCCUCUUAGGAGGUAUUUUGAGAAGAGCAAAAUCUAAGAAUGGAGGACGUUGCCUGAGAGAAAAAUUAGACAGACUGGGACUGAAUUUACCUGCAGGAAGAAGAAAAGCAGCAAAUGUCACACUCUUGACUUCCUUGGUAGAAGGGGAAGCGUUACAUUUGGCCAGAGAUUUCGGCUACACCUGUGAAACAGAAUUCCCUGCCAAGGCAGUAGGAGAGCACAUUGCCAGACAGCACAUGGAACAGAAAGAGCAGACAGCAAGGAAAAAGAUGAUCCUAGCAACAAAACAAAUAUGUAAAGAAUUCCAAGACCUUCUGAGUCAAGACAGGUCACCCCUUGGAUCCUCCAGACCGACUCCAAUUCUAGACCUUGACAUCCAGAGACAUUUAACACAUUUCAGUUUGAUCACUCACGGUUUCGGAACUCCUGCAAUAUGUGCUGCCCUAAGCACUUUCCAAACUGUUCUCAGUGAAAUGCUGAACUACUUGGAAAAGCACACAUCGCACAAAAACGGAGGAGCAGCGGAAUCCGGCCAAGGACACGCCAACUCGGAGAAAGCCCCCCUACGGAAAACUUCAGAGGCUGCUGUGAAAGAGGGCAAAACAGAAAAGACAGACUAGCUACAUCAAACAGAAUCUAUUUCAAGAGAGUCUUGCUGCUGAUAUUUUUUUUAAAUAUAUAUAUCAUUGAGGGCGAUUUAUCUCCAGUGGACCAAAUCCAAAAAAAAAGGGGGAAAAAAAAGAAAGAAAAACAAGGGGGGAAAGAAAGAAAAAGCAAACAGAAACAAAACAAAACAAAACAAAACAA